Messenger RNA from Macrosiphum euphorbiae (potato aphid), 285 nucleotides. Lineage: Eukaryota; Metazoa; Arthropoda; Insecta; Hemiptera; Aphididae. The record is from the annotation of a GenBank genome assembly.
AUGUGUCUUUCGAGGUCGAUUAAAAAGCAGAUAAAGAAGAAAACAAUACUCAGAAACCGCAGUGCGAUACUCGCGUCACAAUUGAUGAAGAUAUUCGUAGACAUGUUCGUCUACUUGAAUCUGGUUCAUUACUGGAUGUUCGUCCACCAAGGAAUCGAUUUGGGACUGUCUGAAGAAGAAUGGUUAUUACACUUCCUCGGCCCCAAUGGUGAAAUUCCGCAACUGCACAGAGCGUUCAGCAACACGGGCUACACCUCAUCGGAAGAAGACGAGGAGAACAAUUGA